AUGAUCAUGAGCUCUUAUUUGAUGGACUCGAGCUACAUCGACCCGAAAUUCCCCCCGUGCGAGGAGUACUCGCAGAGCGAUUACAUCCCCGAGCACGGCACCUUCUUCCCGCAGCACCCCGAGGUGUUCGGGGCGUUCGGGGACUGCGGGGCGCUCCGCAGGGCGCUCUGCGAGCCGGGUCCGGCCGCGUGCGCCGAGCCCAAAGCGCCCGUGGUUUAUCCGUGGAUGAAGAAAAUCCACGUCAGCACCGUUAACCCCUCGUUCCCCGGGGCCGAGCCCAAGCGCUCCCGCACGGCGUACACGCGGCAGCAGGUGCUGGAGCUGGAGAAGGAAUUCCACUACAACCGCUACCUGACGAGGCGGAGGCGGAUCGAGAUCGCGCACGCCCUGAGCCUCUCGGAGCGCCAGAUCAAGAUCUGGUUCCAGAACCGCCGCAUGAAGUGGAAGAAGGAUCACAAAUUACCCAACACCAAGAGCCGCGCGGCGGCCGCGCCCGCGGAGCCCCCGGAGCCCGCGGAGCCGCCGCGGCCACAGCGCGACCCCGAGAGCGAAGCGCAGAGCAUCACACGGCUGUGA
Catharus ustulatus (Swainson's thrush) is the source of this 576-nucleotide messenger RNA. It is a transcript of the gene HOXC4, whose product is annotated as homeobox C4. Gene Ontology annotation, biological process: regulation of transcription by RNA polymerase II; embryonic skeletal system morphogenesis; anterior/posterior pattern specification. Gene Ontology annotation, molecular function: RNA polymerase II cis-regulatory region sequence-specific DNA binding; DNA-binding transcription factor activity, RNA polymerase II-specific. The transcript has 3 exons. Lineage: Eukaryota; Metazoa; Chordata; Aves; Passeriformes; Turdidae. The record is from RefSeq and is a predicted model, not a curated record. The coding region runs from base 1 to 576 and encodes 191 amino acids. Gene Ontology annotation, cellular component: nucleus.